Molecule: messenger RNA, 5500 nt
Organism: Solea senegalensis (Senegalese sole)
Lineage: Eukaryota; Metazoa; Chordata; Actinopteri; Pleuronectiformes; Soleidae
Gene: tcf19l
Product: transcription factor 19 (SC1), like
Exons: 6
Coding region: 757-2472 (571 amino acids)
Biological process (GO): regulation of gene expression
Cellular component (GO): nucleus
Molecular function (GO): protein binding
Source: RefSeq, a predicted model, not a curated record
AGUGAGUGAGUGACGGCGAAGAAGAACAAGAAGGAGAAGAAGGAGAAAAGGCGUCCGCUGUACCGCAGAAAGGCGACAAAUCCAUGCAGGAAAAACAGAGAGAGGAGAAAGGAGAAGAAGGAGAGUGCAGGAGUUUGUUUUUAUGCGUCUUUUUAUGUCCAGCGACGGGACGACGAGCACACACACGUACACACUGUGAGUGUGUGUGUGUGUGAAAAUCAGACAGCUGCUGUCAAUGUGAGAUUACUAAUGUCUUCUGAUGUCUGGGAUUUUAAUCUCACACACACACACUCGUCUGACAGCUGUUCACACCUGUAACUGAUAAACAUCCAAACUCCAUCUGAAAGUUGCACUUAAGACGCUUACAAACACAUGUGAAACGCACACAUGCGCAGGCCGCUUAUUUUCUCCUCUAAUCUGGAGUUUUGUAGCCUCUGCGGCUCCGUAUUUUACUCACUCCUGCUUCUCUGUGCUCACGUUAUUUAUUCAUGUAUUCACAGCAAGGCAGAAAUCAUCAAGCUCUCAUGCCAAUGCAAACACCUGUUUCUUAAGUAGGCUGCACCUGUCUGCAACAUCCACAGUGGGUUUUACUUCUACAUUUCAUUUCACUCCCACACACACAUACACAAUAGUGACAAUCUAUAAUGGAGCCUGGUGGCCUUCUGUAAAUCCAGGGCCACUCACAGAUCAGGUGAGGCCUCGGUGGGGGCCCCAUCCGGAGGGUUGAGUGGUGGCAGCCAAUCAGACGCGGCAGUCAUGCUGUCCGGCGUGCAGCCGUGCUUCCAGCUGCUGCGGAUCGGCUCGUCUUCGGUCGACACGUCGCGGGACCUGUACACGUUCCGGCCGGCGCUGAGCCACUGCGUGUUCCGCCUGGGCCGAGCGGCGGAGCUGUGCGACGUCACGCUGGACUCCGCGGCGGUGUCGCGCAUCCACGCCGAGCUGCAGGCGGAGAGGGAGGGCAGCGGAGGGGACGCGGCUCCGCAGGAAGAAGGCUGGAGGGUUCACGUCAAGGACCGGAGCAGUCAUGGCACCUGGGUCAACGAGGUCCGCCUCCAGUCUGGCGUCCAGUGGGAACUCUCAGACGGUGACACGUUGACCUUCGGUGGUCAUUCCGCGUCGAGGAGUCCCGAGUUCUACUUCCUUUUCCAGAAGGUCAAAGUUCGCCCGCUGGACUUUGACGCCAUCACAAUUCCAAAGGCGGGGACCUUUUCCUCCGACUUGCAGAACCGCAUCAGGACCAACCCCGAUCCAAAGGUGGAACCCAACCUCGACUUGUCCAAGCUGUCCAUCAACCGCGCCACCGUCAUCCUCAACUCCAUCGGCAGCCUCAGUAAGAUGAAGGGCAGCGCCUGGACCUUCAAGAGGAGCUACAGCCACGAGGGAACCGUCUCGGAUUCGGGCUCCUCCUCGACGCCGCCUCUCGCCGUGGGCUUCUCCACUCUGCUACCUCCCUCCACCCCUCCGUCGCUCUCCUCCGCAGCGUCGGUGCCUUCAAACAAGACCCUCCCGUCGACCUCCAGGAGCAGGAGGAAGUCGGCGCACACGGUGCUUCUGGAGGACGACAGCUCAGAUGAGCCCAGGAGUCGAGGAGCCGUGGCAGGAGCCGUGGAGGACGGACAGCGGGUGAAAGGAAAGAAGAGACGACGUCUCUACAGGUCAGAGUCUGAGACGUUCAGCUCCCCUCCUCCUCCCUCUCUCCCUCCUCCUCCUUCUCUGCCGCUGCAGCCCAAGAGCCACGGCGACACCAGGCGACCGCUGGAGGCCAAGCCGUUCCCCGUCGGCAUCAGAACCAUCGGCAGCUUCCACGGCGCCAUGACGAACAGUCGACUGAACCACCACCUGCUGCAGGCGUCGCUCAGCAACGCCGCCGCUCACAAACGGGAGGCGGAGACAGUGCACCGCAUCAAGACGGUGGUGCAGGGCAACAUCGCCGCGUUCCGCCAACAGAAGCCCACCCAUGGCUCGCCUAAUGCGCAGAGGGGCAGGCGACGCGCUCACAGCUCUCCAGUGUUCUCCCCCCUGGUGGUGGGAGGAGAGAACUACAGCCUGGCCUCGCCGUCGGUGCGGAUCCGCACGGACGACAGAGGGAGAGUCCAGUUCAACAGAUUUCACCAUCAGACCAGUAAGCGUCGAGGCCGCCCCAGGAAACACCCCCUCCCCCCGCGGCCCUCCCUGCCCUCUCCAUCCUCCUCGUCUUCGUCCUCCUCCUCCUCGGCCUCGUCCUCCUCUUCCGGCUCCUCCUCGUCGUCCUCCUCCGACGAGGACGAGGAAGAAGACGAGGAGGAGGAGGGGUCGUCGGUCAGCGCGGUGGAGCCGUGCGCGGCGCCGCGGUGCCGCCUGCCCCAGCAGGACACGGUGCAGUGGAUCCAGUGCGACGUGUGCGACGCCUGGUACCACAUAGACUGUCUGCACGUCGACCGCAAGAAGCUCCUCCUGGACCCCAACGCCGACUUCCACUGCGGCUGUCGCUGAUGGGAGGGAAAUCAAAGCUCUGCUUUGAACUUAAAUUCAACACAUUUUCCACUUUUCCUUCAGACACCACACGGGAAUUAUCAGACUCUGUUGAAAAGAGGCCACAACUUCCUCCUCAGGCCUGUGCAGCUCCGGCAUUUUCUUCAGAUUGUUCUCGGACAAACCUCACACAGACUCCGUUCACAGAGGUGGCAAAGCUGCGAUAAAUCGUCCCGGGUCAGCUUUCCUUUACGGCGUUAACUGCCUGUAGAGGUGCGAUCGGGGGCGGAGAAAGCAUGAUGAAAUGUGGAGUACACUCCCGUCAUGGCUGACGAUAGCUGACCAAAGGGCAGGCGGCGGCGUUCAGGAAGAUUAAUGAAACGUUUCACAUCAUGCUGCCACAGUUUCACACUGCACGAGGCGAUUAAACUUCCUUUGACGUCUCAGUUCAGCCUCUGUCACUGUUUAACCAAGCAGCUCAGUUGUUUUUUGUUUUUUCUUCAGGGCAGAAUCCUGACUUUUCGACACGUCUGCCCCCCCCCGGAGAAAGCAGCUCUGGGAUGACAUUUUCCCACCACAGUAAUAAUAAGAUGCGGCGAAAUGUUUUUGCCACGGCUUCCCUGGGUGGCAGCAGCUGUCGAGGAGUGGGCGUGUGAUGUUUCAGGAUAAUUAAAAGGCGGUAAAUGUGUCAGCAGACGUCUGUUGUUGCUGCUGAGGAGGAGUGCUCUCGGGACUGUAAUCAAAUAUUUGAAGGGUCUCCUGCAGCAGCGGCGGUGGCGUCGGGAUGUUUCCUGGAGGAGGGGGCAGAGCGUCACGUACAGUGGGACUGUGUUUUCAUAUCAUAUCAUGUGUCUCGAGUGCAGGGCGGCUGCAGCCGCGUAGGGAGGAAUCAUUACCUGGGAAAUGUCACAGCUCGUGAGGACUCUUCUGCUGAUGUGUUGAGUCCUUAUGGUCGUCUCCUCACUACUGAACUUCUCGCCACUGUGGCUGCUUUUGUCCUGGUGAAACCAUCUGGACUAUAUAAAAUAUAAAAAUGGAUGUUCUGGUAGUUUGCCACACCUUUGCGACACCUAACAUUUUCCUGAGGAGGUAAUGUCUCAAUCUCAUCUUCAAUAGAACAUGAUGUUCCCAGUUAGAGGAAAAUAGACGAUAAAGCACGGCACAUGGAGCGGAAUCACUAGUGUGAUUGACAGCUGGUAUUGUCCAAUAGAAUCCUGGCUACAUGUCUGUGACCACGCCCCCUUUUUAUACACACACAGACACUGAACACUAGACACCAAUUGGGUUGAAAAGGGGUGGUAAAUUUCCAGAAAUUGAAUAUGGGAUUGGGAUCUUUAGUUUGGGAAUUUGGGAAAUAUUCCAAAUUGGAACAUUUCCAUGGGAAUUAAUGGGAAUUUCACCAGUGUGACCAUGCUCAGGUGCUGCUUUAAUGGUCCACCAAACUCUGCUUUGUCUGUAGUAGCUGCUGUAGAAACAAGAUGGCAGCUUAUUCUAUUCAAUACCCAUUACCCAAGUCAUUAUAAAAACACUCACACAAACAUAAUGAUUGCUUGUACGUUCCCAUUCUGCCUUUAAACCUUCCUAAAUGACACGCUGGACCUUUUUAAUAGAUAGAAUCAAGUCAAAGUGUAUGAUGUAAGUAAGAUAUGUUUGUUGUUAUUUAUCAAUAAUUCCAUAAUAACCUUCCCUCAUAACAUAAAGCAAGUGAUCUCAGUAUGGUGAGAGAGCGAGAGAGCACCUCCUACUGGCUGUUCUACAAAACAGCAGUGACCUGUGGGACGGGAUAUCUGUUUGAACUUAGUGGCAAGAGUUCAAGUUUGAAUGUUUUGAAAUGAGCUCGGCAGCCUAGAUGCACACCAGGCUGCCUGAACUAAUACCCAUGUGGUCCAGCAGAGGGUGCUGUGAGCGCUACUUUAAAAAUAAGACCACUGUAAUGUUCUGUUGUUGUUUUGCAGUCAAAACAGAGGACACGGGCGUAACCGUGACCUCCUGAGCAGACAAUCGAGACACCAAAGCAUCUUAAAAAGCAGUGUGUGAAAAUAUGUCGGCUUCGCAUAACUAUUAAGAAUAAUAGUAAUAAUAAUAUUAAUGAUGAUGAUGAAAUGUCUCCAGGUUUUGUGUGAGUGUAUCUUUAUAGGAAUAGCGUGUUGUGUAAUAGAAGUGACCACUGUAGCAACAACUGUUUACGCUGCAAAGUAACUUAGGAAAAGGAAAAAAAAAGUGUCUUAAGGAGUAAAAAGAAUAAAACACAUUUUAAUUGUGGGGACAGAGCCUCUCAGAGACGGAGAUUUGGAAACAAGUGAGCCUCCAUCAUAACAUGUUUGUAUUUUAAUGUCCUGCAGAUAAUAAUAACAGUUUUUCCCUGUGAUCCUGCAGCUUUCAGCACCUUCUCCUCUUUAAUUUAAUUCUAAAUUUCCUCUUGGAUCUGGUUCACCAGGAAAAACGCGGUCUCUGUGUGUGGCUGAAAAAUCACGCUUACCUCCCGUGUCACGUGUAUAAUCCUCACUUAUUGGUUCAGAAGAAUGUAGUGCGUGUGUGUGCUGGUGGUGUUGUGUUUUGGAGCAGUUGAAAAAUGACUAGAAAUCUAUAUUCUUGAGCAAUAAAAUAAGGAGUGGGAAAAUCUGAAAUAAAAUUUUUUAAGAUGUAUAUUUUUUAAUGUUUUAUUGGUUGGUGUGAAGCCUCUGCAGCUGAUGCCUCUUCUGCUGUAAAGAAUAGAAAGCUAUGUUUUCCUAUAAUUGGUUCACUCUUUUAAUUCACUUGAUUUGUCAUUAAAAUGUACAUUGAAAUCAUAAAAAAUGAUUCCCAAAAAAUCCACACACUUGUAUGUAAAUGAGUAAAUAAAUGACUGACUCUGGUUGUACUGACGGACUCUAGAUGUGCUGACUCUUGUUUCUCUUUUGCACAUUACAUCACUUAGAUAAAUCAACUGCACUGGAUUUUGAAAAAUGUGAGGUAUAAUCACGGGACCUGAUGAUAUCAUGCAGCUCAUUUCAUUUCUUGUUUUCUGUGUCAUUUACAGUUUCAAACACCAGUAAAGAUGUAUGUGUCA